Molecule: messenger RNA, 1002 nt
Organism: Danaus chrysippus (African queen)
Lineage: Eukaryota; Metazoa; Arthropoda; Insecta; Lepidoptera; Nymphalidae
Source: the annotation of a GenBank genome assembly
AUGUAUCAGAAAUUAAAAUGCCAUGUACUAGCCGUGAAGCAGAUGGAAAGUGAUAAGGCUCUUAAACAAAUACAGGAAAAUAAUAUUACUAAAGUAUCGGAGAGUGACACAGGCCGGCAUAUUGAGAACCACGGAACUAUUGAUGCAAAUAAUGAAACACAAAUGAUAAGUGAUUCUGUGACUCUUAUUAAGAAUACUGUUACAGAAAAUAUUGAGGAGGUUCCGGAUAUAUCAGAUUUCCUCUCAUCAAUAUUAUUGGAAAUUGGUAUAUUGACAAAACAGGAUGGACAAGUUGUGUCUAAAGAACAUGUGAAGAAGAUAGACAUAGAGGGUGGAGGGGACAGAGUUACAUUCCAAGUGUUAGAAGUAGAUGAGGAACAAAAAUCCAGUGAUAAUAUAAACAAUAGUAAUAGUGCAAAUAGUGAAUUAUUUAAUGUUAAGAACGUUAAUAUGUUAGAGAAGGAACUGCUGAGACCUAUCAAUAUUAAAAGCAGUGUCCCGCGGUGCACGGAGUGCGGUAAGAGCUACGCGACCCGCGGCGCGCUCCGGAGACACGCGCGGGUACACACGGGCGAGAAGCCUCACGUGUGUACAGUGUGCUCCCGGGCGUUUGGACAGAAGGAGGUGCUCAGGAGACACGAACUGGUGCAUACAGAUGAUCGUCCCUUCAAGUGUCAGAACUGUCCUAAGAGCUUCACUCAGCGAGGCGCGUUGUUGUCUCAUGGCCGAGGCUGUCUCCCGCCGCCGGCCGCGCGCCCGCUCGCUCUACAUAGAUGUACUGUGUGCCCUAAAGUGUUCCUACACGCCUCAGGUCUGUCACGUCACGCGUUAGUGCACGCGGGUCGUGUGUUCUCAUGUUCUCCGUGCGGCCGCCGGUACAGCGACCGCAGCUCACUACUACGUCACCUCCGGUCACACAAACACGCGCGCACGCACACAGACACACGGAGCGACGCACACACUGACGACGCUUCUACAACGGCUUUGACUGUCACUGGAUGA